AGUUUAGGACCGAGGAUCCCGGCGCCCCUCUAGCCCCGCCCAGGCGCAUUCGCCACGCCUUCUUUCUUGGCGCGUGGCCCCGCCUUUCUGCUAGUGCGCACCUCUUCGCGCAGGCGCGCAGAACCCGGAAGCGGCUCGCCUGGGCGCCGCCAUAUUGUGCCCGCUCCCUUCCGUACGGCCCGGUGGCGGCGGGGCCCGGCCCGGCGGCUCCAGCCAUGUCCGAGACCUACGAUUUCCUCUUCAAGUUCCUCGUGAUAGGGAGUGCCGGCACAGGGAAGUCCUGCCUCCUCCAUCAAUUCAUCGAAAACAAAUUCAAACAAGAUUCGAACCACACGAUCGGGGUGGAAUUCGGCUCUAAGGUUGUCAACGUUGGUGGAAAGACGGUGAAGCUGCAGAUCUGGGACACGGCUGGGCAGGAGAGGUUCAGGUCGGUGACUAGAAGCUACUACCGGGGUGCAGCUGGUGCACUGCUUGUGUACGAUAUCACCAGCCGGGAGACCUACAACGCGCUGACCAACUGGCUGACGGACGCCCGCACCCUCGCUAGCCCCAACAUCGUCAUCAUCCUCUGCGGUAACAAGAAGGAUUUGGACGCCGACCGGGAGGUGACGUUCCUGGAGGCUUCGCGCUUUGCCCAAGAGAACGAGCUCAUGUUCCUGGAGACCAGCGCCCUGACAGGAGAGAACGUGGAAGAAGCCUUCUUAAAAUGUGCGAGGACCAUAUUAAACAAAAUUGAAUCGGGUGAACUUGACCCAGAGAGGAUGGGCUCAGGGAUCCAGUACGGAGACGCCUCCCUUCGCCAGCUGCGGCAGCCCCGGGGAGCCCAGGCGCAGAGCCGGCAGCAGUGCAGUUGCUAAAUGCCUGUGCCCAAGGACCAUGUGCCUCACUCGCCGAGCCCCCCCCGCUUCCCCAGGAGCGCCCCCCCGCC
Messenger RNA from Haliaeetus leucocephalus (bald eagle), 928 nucleotides. It is a transcript of the gene RAB4B, whose product is annotated as RAB4B, member RAS oncogene family. Lineage: Eukaryota; Metazoa; Chordata; Aves; Accipitriformes; Accipitridae. Gene Ontology annotation, biological process: regulation of endocytosis; Rab protein signal transduction. Gene Ontology annotation, cellular component: endosome. Gene Ontology annotation, molecular function: GTPase activity; GTP binding. The record is from RefSeq and is a predicted model, not a curated record. The transcript has 8 exons. The coding region runs from base 216 to 857 and encodes 213 amino acids.